CCGAGAAACACAAUUGCUCCCAGACGACUCGAGAAGUGGGUGGAUUGGAAAGUGGACGUGAACGGUCACUUCUCUUCCGAUGAUUAAGUGGGGGUGUUGAGGGCGCGCACAAACGAUCCGGACAGCCCCUAUCGUCUGCCGGGGCGGCACAUGAAGUUAAAGCAGUUCGGGCGCGUGGGUGAGAAGGACGGCUGCAUGUUGGCUUCCCAACCAACUCUUUCCAUGUGUCUCUUACUUUUAGCAGCGGCGGUGGGAUGCAUCUUUCAAGGUGUGCUGACGUUACAGAUCAAAGCAUUACAAGUACCAGAGAGUAUCGAGGCUGGUCAAGUGGUCCGACUCGUUUGUGUUUUUGACGCAGAGCAAGAAGAUCUUUACUCAGUCAAGUGGUACAAAGACGAUAUAGAAUUCUUUCGUUUCCUACCUAAAGACAAGCCAGCCAAUCAGUUUUUCGAAAUAAGAGACGUCGAUGUAGAUAUGAGCCGAUCAUCAAACGGAACAGUAUUUCUAAAGAACACCAGUAGAUCAGCCGAAGGAACUUACAGGUGCGAAGUUUCCGCAGAUGCUCCCUCGUUCCAGUCCAUAUUUUCAGAAAAAUUCAUGGCCGUCGAAGAUAGACCUGUAGCGAAAUCGCAAUCUGCUGCUCAUGUUUGUACGUGGACAAAGUUCAGUAUGGCGUUAUUAGUUCUCCUUUUUCGCCAAUGAUAUAAGUAGUGGCCAAGUAACUUAUCCACUGUGCCUGACGAAGCAGUAGUCGCUUUUUGAAGUUAGAGGAUUAUGUAACUUCGAAUCAGCAAAGCUGUUUAUUAUUUCAUGGAACAACUGUCGGAAUAUUCAACGAAAGUUGAUAUGAUUGUGAGCUUUUUGCCAGUAAUACUUAGUGAGGACCUAUCAUACCCGAACAUGUCCAGUAUGAAGUAUUAUAGUUACUGGAACUACAAUAAAAAUCAAUCAAGAUGUUUGACCUAGUGGGCACUGAUUUUCGAUCUGUAUAUCGAGAAGUAUUACAUCUAAAGAGUACAUGUUUUUUUUUCGAUUUGACAACAAUGCGUUGAAUAAUUUCAUAAGUAAUUGCACAUUUUGUUUAAUUUCUGCAACAAUUCAAGGUUACAAAACAGUUUCUGCGGAUAUUUAAAAAGCGCUUACUGGUGCUAUAUAAAUUUAUUAAUCGUUGUUCAUAUUUAUAAAACAUUCAGAAAUUGUUUGAACAUUCUAAAUUGCGUUUUUAACAAAAACGUAAGACAAAAUAGUAAUAUAUAUAUAGCAUUCCUAAAAAAUCUAAAUUGUUCCACGUACAACCACCUGUUAUGUUUCUAUGUUUAAUAGGUAAAGAAAAACGUGUUUCUAAGUUAUUAAACUAAUGAUACUAAUGAAUUAUUAAAUAAUAUAUUCUUAUUGAUUUAGUUAAGUAUUAUGUAUAAAGCGACAAAAAGUGUCAAAACUUUUGAGGCAAAAAAUGUAAUUAAAAUUUUUUUCUUCAAUUCAAAAAAAUACAAACCGUCUGUAUUUAAUAAAUAUUUGAUGAAUUUUGAAGAGAAAUUUAGAUCUGUCUUCAAAAUUUGUUUCGAUUUUCGUAAUCUUGUUCUUAAAUAUUUCUCGAUCUGAAAAGAAAUUAUUGUGCAGUCACAGCUUUUUAUUUCAACGCUUAUAAGUCGAAGCUUUAAGUUGAAAAAAAAAUUUAUGGUCUUAAAAAAAGUGCCAAAAAGACUGUUGCUUGGUGAUGAUUUUAUUUUCAAUAUUGCUGUACAAGAACUGUUUGAAAUAUGAAAAUG
Parasteatoda tepidariorum (common house spider) is the source of this 1769-nucleotide messenger RNA. RefSeq lists its product as uncharacterized. The record is from RefSeq and is a predicted model, not a curated record. Lineage: Eukaryota; Metazoa; Arthropoda; Arachnida; Araneae; Theridiidae.